Cynara cardunculus var. scolymus (artichoke) is the source of this 684-nucleotide messenger RNA. RefSeq lists its product as uncharacterized. Gene Ontology annotation, biological process: telomere maintenance; DNA repair. Bases 1 to 684 code for a protein of 227 amino acids. The record is from RefSeq and is a predicted model, not a curated record. Gene Ontology annotation, molecular function: DNA helicase activity. NCBI's taxonomy places the organism in Eukaryota, Viridiplantae, Streptophyta, Magnoliopsida, Asterales, Asteraceae. The transcript has 3 exons.
AUGACAACUGUUGAAAAUAACAAAGGUGGUGUGUUUUUUGUUUAUGGGCAUGGUAGAACAGGACAACACACUCUCGCUUUCAAAUCCCUCAAAUUAUUAAUGAAAAAUUCUCUUUGUCACAUAAAGCCAGACAGUGAUAUUGCGAAGUUAAUAAAAAAGACUACUUUGAUUAUAUGGGAUGAUGCACCAAUGGUUCAUAGGCAUGCAUUUGAAGCAUUGGAUAUAAGUACGAACGAUAUUUUCAAUAGUCGACGCAUUAGUGACUCACAAAUGCUUUUUGGUGGCAAGGUAGUUGUUUUUGGAGGAGAUUUCAGACAAAUUCUUCCGGUUAUUCCCAGCGCAAGUAGAGAAGACAUUGUUAAUGCGUCAUUAAGUUCAUCUUACAUUUGGAAAAAAUGCAAAGUCUUAAGGUUAAUUAAGAACUUGAGGUUAACUGUUGAUUGUCAAUCUUCUGAAAUUGAACAGACAAGGGUUUUUGCAAAAUGGAUUUUGGACUUAGGAGAAGGCAAGGUUAGUAGUGAUAAUGAUGGUGAAGCAGUUGUUGAUAUACCUCAUGAUCUUCUCAUUACGGAUUCAAUGGAUCCUAUAUCUGCAUUAAUUCAAUUUGUCUAUCCUCCAAUUCUUCACUUGUCUCACUCGGCCAACUUCAGGUUCUUCUCGCGUUCUGCUUCUGCAAUAGAUUGA